Molecule: messenger RNA, 804 nt
Organism: Arabidopsis arenosa
Lineage: Eukaryota; Viridiplantae; Streptophyta; Magnoliopsida; Brassicales; Brassicaceae
Source: the annotation of a GenBank genome assembly
GAAGAAUAAGAACAACAAGGUUCAGAUAUUAUGGCGUCUAGAGUCUCACCUCAACGUGGAAUCAAAGGGUUUGGCGAAAUCAAACCGAAGAAUAUUGCGGGACAUGGAAUACAAAAGCGAAAAGUUCUUGGAGACAUUGGGAAUCUUGUCACUGGUCGUGAUGUUGUAACCGGAAAGGAUGUUGCGAAGAAGGCGGCACAGCAGCAGCGGACAAAAGCAGAGAUGCCAGAGACACUUUACCUCACCAUUAACCUCGUUGAUCGACUUCUAUCUUUGACAAUGGUUCCUAGAAGAGAGCUUCAGCUGUUGGGACUAGGCGCUAUGCUAAUAGCUUGCAAGUAUGAAGAGAUUUGGGCUCCUGAGGUUAAUGAUUUUGUCUAUCAGACAAUGCCUAUAUCAGAAAACAGGGAGCAUGCGAAAAUGCUGAUGAAGUUAAGGGACUCGGCUUCAGAGAGUACGCUAAGCGCAGUGUUCAAGAAAUACUCUGUCUCAGAAAAUGCUGAAGUUGCUCUUCUUCCUUCGCUGGACAACUUAUCAGUUUCUUGUGCAUGAAGAAACAAAACCCUAGUCUUCUUUUGUUGAUCAUCUAGCUGUGAUGAUCUCUCUUUGUGUUCUUCCAUUUUUCUGUUUGGUUUUACAUUAUCCAUCAAAGAUAGUGAUGUUGAAUAUGGACAAGUGUUUUAGUGUGGUUUCCAUUUAUCUUCAGUUUUCUCUUGGAUUCCUUUAGUUGCGUUUAAAUUUUUUUUACCUGAUAUAGCUAUUCUUUUUGUCACAUAUAUCUUAUAAUAAUUAAAAUACUUCAGC